Oryza brachyantha (malo sina) is the source of this 1392-nucleotide messenger RNA. RefSeq lists its product as uncharacterized. The transcript is spliced from 2 exons. The record is from RefSeq and is a predicted model, not a curated record. Bases 308 to 1126 code for a protein of 272 amino acids. NCBI's taxonomy places the organism in Eukaryota, Viridiplantae, Streptophyta, Magnoliopsida, Poales, Poaceae.
AGAAGCUCAAGAGGGGUAGCUAACACAUGGCCUGAGCCGGAGAGAGAUCGAGCCAGACAGAUCGUCGCCGACGUAGAUGCUAAAACUAGCAGUUGCGUGCUGUCCCAGGCUGGUAUCAUGUUGCCGUCUCCCCCGCCACGUUAGUCGUUCCCUUUCACCCACCCAACGACGACCACCACCUCUUAACUUACCUUACCCGCCACACACCACACGGCUUAGCUAGCUUAGCUUAGCUAGGAGCAGCUGCUACCUCUGCUCUGCUCGGUUCAUUCCCUUCACGGCUAAGCUCGCGAUCGUGUGUCACGACAUGGCGCCGCGGCUGCUGUCGUGCUUCGGGAGGGGGAGCGCAACGGCGUCGGCGCCGGAGCCGGCGGAGGAGGCGGCGGCGGCCCCGGGGCCGGUGCUGCUGGAGCUGUUCUGCUCGCAGGGCUGCGGCGCGUCGCCCGAGGCGGACGCCGUGGCGGCGCGGAUGGCGCACGAGGACCAGCAGCGGGCGGCGGAGGAAGGCGGCGGCGGCGGAGAGCGCGGCGUGGUGGUGCUGGGGUUCCACGUCGACUACUGGGACUAUCGCGGGUGGAAGGACCCGUUCGCGUCCAGCGCGUGGACCGUGCGGCAGAAGGCGUACGUGGAGGCGCUCCGGCUCGACACGCUCUUCACCCCGCAGGCCGUCGUGCAGGGGCGCGCCCACUGCGUCGGCACCGAGCAGGACGCCCUCGCGCAGGCCGUCCGCGACGCGCCCCGCUACCCCGCCCCCGCCAUGAAGGUGACGUUCCAGCGGGCGAACCCGAGCACGCUGCAGGCGUCGUUCACGGGGACGCUGCGCAGCCGGAUGGAGGGCGGCGGCGGGAGCGUGGUGGUGGCGCUGUACGAGAGCGGGCUGGUGACCGACUGCGGCCGCGGCGAGAACAAGGGGAAGUCGCUGCUGAACGACCACGUGGUGCGGCGGCUGGAGAAGGUGGCCGCCGUGCGCGACGGCGCGUCGGCGAGGAAGACCGUGUCCGGGUCCGUGCAGUUCCCGCUCUGGGACGGCUUCCGCGCCUCCCGCUGCGGCCUCGUCCUCUUCGUCCAGAACGCCGCGCUGCAGGUGCUCGGCGUCCAGCACUUCGACCUGCCGGACAACGUGUAAAGCCUGCGCCGUGCAAUGUACUGGAGUAGCACGGUGAUUAUAUUCUUUUGUACUAGAGCAUAUGCUUGGUUGAUCGAUUGAUCGACGUGUUGUAUUGUUGAAGAUUUGUUGGUUGAAGAGGUUAGAGCCUUAGAGGAGAGUGAUGGGUUGGAGAGACAUCACAUAUGGGGGCGUUGCAGAUGUAGUGUCUUCUUUCACGAUGGGAUGAACGUUCUGUGUGCGUAAUUGUUGUUGGGAGCUGAGGCUGCUCGGUUCGUGAGGUUCUA